Rhodofomes roseus is the source of this 1746-nucleotide messenger RNA. RefSeq lists its product as uncharacterized. The coding region runs from base 136 to 1647 and encodes 503 amino acids. The transcript has 4 exons. The record is from RefSeq and is a predicted model, not a curated record. Lineage: Eukaryota; Fungi; Basidiomycota; Agaricomycetes; Polyporales; Fomitopsidaceae.
UUUUCUCCUCGGCCGGCCGCACCGCUGCCACUCAUAUUAAGCCUCUAACGUGCAGGCGGUGUCGCGGGUGAGUGAUGUCAGUUUCACCGCCCACUAGUGCCUACUCGCCGUUGACGCUGACGCCUGCGCAUAGCCAUGCGACUCUGUAAAGCGACGCGAAGGACCGUCGUCUCCAUUUCUAUUCUCUACACCAAAGUCCAGCCCUAUGUCGCGUACUUCCACUGGUUCCGAUCCGACAUGAACAUGUUCCUGACUGUGGCGAGGAUCGUUGUCCCCGCGGUGGCUGGUGCGGCCAUGGCAUCGGUCGGGUUCAUCCUGAGUGUGUUCGGUGCGAUUGCCCAUGCCCUUGUAUCUACGUUCCUGGACCUACCGCCAGAAGAGCAACACCGGCGAGUCGAGCCCAAGCUUCUCGUCCCAACACUUCAUUCUCGCAAUGCAUCGACUGCGUCCCUCUACUCUCUCGCUCUCUCGCACGAUUCCGACUCGGUCACUCAAACAACGUCAGAAACAGUAUCGUCAGAACAAGCCGCCCGUGCUGCAAUUGAGAAAGAGUCACUGGAUGACGUCCCGCCACCUCCCUCUCCCUCAAUUUCGCGAUCAUCUUCAAAGAUCGUUGCAAGUGGCUCCAACCUACUUCAACUGUCGAAGGAGGCCAUAAUCCGGAGUCACUCGCCCGUCCGGCGAAUCGCGAGUCAAAUACAGGAGGACCGCAAGAAGCGUCGGGCGACGCGCAAGAGCACGUCCCCACCUCACAUCAUAAUCGCGCUCCCUCCGUCGCUAACACCGAUCCCCUCUGCGGACCCGUCCACGCCCUCAUUAUCAGAGCAACAGUCCAUGGCUUCGCACAGCUCUGAUGCCGAGAGCCCACGGCCUAAGGUCUGUCGGUCCGUCACCUCGCCGGCCACCAGCGUCACAUCUCCCAAGAAGAAAUGGCUGCCCCGUAGGCAACACAGUACGCCACCGCAGCGACCGCCGCCCCUCCCGCGUACAGACCCGUACCAGGCACCCUACUUCUUCCCGACUCCCCUGUCCCCGGAGGCCGCAGACUACGUCCGGCAGGUGCGCAUCAGCCGGGGCUCUACCACGGUCGGCGGGACGACGUUCGAGCAGCGGAAGGCAUGCGAGCCAGGUUCCAUCGUCGUGGGCGGUCCAGCGCACGCGAGGAGCAGGGAGACGUCAAUUGACGGACGCUUGGAUGGGAUAGCCGAGAGCGCGGCGGUUGAGGUGGCUGGGGAGAGGGAGAAGGAUGCGGAGACAGAAGGGAAAGAGUCGAGGGAGGAGGGUCCGCGGAAGCAGCCCCGGCUCCCGAGCAGGAGACUGUCGUGGCAUCCGGUGACGGAGGAGCCUGCGUCGAUGUUGUUGCAGGAGGAACGACCGUCGGUGCCUCGUUCGACUGGCUCUGACUCCGUCCCGAACUCGCCAACCAGCUUCCUCAGGAAGUCGCGCAGCUUGCUACGUGCCCCGCAGCCACUCACGCCUUCGUCUGCUAUAAGCGAGGCAAAUGUGGCCGCAAAGGGUCGGUCGAGGUCGGGCCCGUCAGCGUCGCCUGAUGCGCGGGAAGGCCCGCGAGCACGAAUAGGAAAGAAAUUCUCGCUGCUCGAGAAGAUCCACCAUCGACGCUCGUAUAGCGGGGACAAGGCUACAUGAGCAAGCACCCACCUUGCCCUCCAAAACGGACUCUGUGUAUAAUGGGGGUAGAGGAAUGUUCUUCACGCAGGGUUUUGUGUUACAUGUCGGUGAUUCGUU